UUGAGAUUUCCCAGAGCACAACCGCCUUUUGGUAGAGACAUGAUAUCAAUGACAAAGAAAUUGAUUGAAGACAAUUUCAAUCUUAAAAAUGGAUUUACGCAUGAUGCGCAGGUUAUUUAUGGCGAUACUGAUUCUGUGAUGAUUAAUUUUUCUGAAAAGGACCUGGAAAAGGUUUUUGAAAUAUCCAAAAAAGUGAGUCAGUUUGUAUCCGACAAAUUUGAAAAGCCCAUCUCACUGGAAUUUGAAAAAGUCUAUAGUCCCUAUCUUCUUAUCAAUAAAAAAAGAUAUGCUGGACUGGUUUACACAAAUCCACAAAAGCCAGACAAAAUUGACACAAAAGGAAUUGAAACUGUUCGAAGAGAUAAUUGUGAGCUGGUCAAAACCGUUAUUGAGAAUUGCCUGAACAAGAUUCUCUUUGAAAAGAAUCUUGAGGCUGCCAAGAACUAUGUGAAAGAUGUUGUUAGGGAUUUGUACACCGACCAGAUUGAUUUAAGCCAGUUAGUCAUUUCCAAAACAUUUACAAAAAGCAAUUACACGACAAAACAAGCACACACCGAGCUUGCAGAGAAGCUUAGAAAACGCGGAAUAAGUGUUGGAAUUGGCGAUCGCAUUCCCUAUGUCAUUGUAAAAGGAGAUAAGAAAAUGGCAGCAUAUGAAAAGAGUGAGGAUCCAGUCUAUGUUCUUGAAAACAACCUCCCAAUUGACAAGGAGUAUUACAUUGAACAGCAGCUUGUCAAACCUGUGCAAAGAUUAUUUGAGCCGGUGAUGGAGAAUGUUUCUUCGCUGUUCCAUGGCGAACACACAAAAGUAAUAUCCAGUGGUGUAACAAUGCAAGGGCCAAUGAAUAUGUUUGUAAAAACAAAAGAUGAGUGUGUUGGAUGCAAGAAGCCCGGCACAAUACUUUGUGCUGCAUGCCGUCCGAAUUUCCCCAGCUUAUUCAUGGCCAUUCAACACCAGUUCAAUGAAAAAACAAAAAAAUUUAAUAAUUGCUGGGUGGAAUGCCAAAGAUGUAUGGGAAGUGUUGUAAACGAAGUGCUUUGUGUCAAUCGGGUUUGUCCUAUUUUCUAUAUGAGAACAAAAGUUAAAAAGGAACUGGAGCCGUUGGAGGAAAAGCUUCGGAAGUUGCGAAGCGUUUCGUGGUAA
Messenger RNA from Vittaforma corneae ATCC 50505, 1143 nucleotides. RefSeq lists its product as uncharacterized. The record is from RefSeq and is a predicted model, not a curated record. Lineage: Eukaryota; Fungi; Microsporidia; Nosematidae. Gene Ontology annotation, cellular component: delta DNA polymerase complex. The transcript has a single exon. Gene Ontology annotation, molecular function: 3'-5'-DNA exonuclease activity; DNA binding; nucleotide binding. Gene Ontology annotation, biological process: DNA-templated DNA replication; base-excision repair, gap-filling; nucleotide-excision repair, DNA gap filling.